Panicum hallii is the source of this 2899-nucleotide messenger RNA. RefSeq lists its product as uncharacterized. NCBI's taxonomy places the organism in Eukaryota, Viridiplantae, Streptophyta, Magnoliopsida, Poales, Poaceae. Bases 512 to 1888 code for a protein of 458 amino acids. The transcript is spliced from 2 exons. The record is from RefSeq and is a predicted model, not a curated record.
UGAGCCCAUGUGUAUAGAGGCCCAUGUAUAUAACUAAUAUACCCUGUUUAGGGUUUGCUAUGGGAAGAUCACUGUUCAUCAUGGUAUCAGCCUAGGUUUGCUCUCUCUCCUCUCUCCACCCCCCAGCCCACCGCCGCCCGGCUUUCCCGCCGCCGCGCUGGUCCUCAAGGGGGUGCCGGCCGCGGGCGCCGCGGCUCCUCUGCUCCAAGCGCCGCAGGGGCCGCCGCCGGCGCAGGGGCCGCGGCAGCAGCCGCCUGUCGCCCUGGGCCCCCUGCAGCCCGAUGCCGCCGCCGCUGGCGCGGGCGUCGGGGCUGCGGGGCCCCAGCAGCGCGCCGCCGUCGAUCCGGCUGCCCUGCGGGCCGCUGCGCAGCUGCUGCAGGCCGCGGGCGCCGAUCCGGUCGCCCUGCAGGCCGCUGUGCAGCUGCUGCCGGCCGCGGGCGCCGAUCCUGUCGCUGCGGCCAAGCAGCCCGUCGUCGAUGCAGCGCCCGGUGUCGCACGGUCUGGCCUCGGGAUGGCGCCCGAGGAUGCGCCGCUCUCCGCCGCUGCCUUCCGUGGGCAGCAGGCCGACGCCGCUCUCGCCGUGGCCCUCCUCGCCGCCAAGUCGGAGGCUUCGGCGGCCCAGGAGCGGGUCCGUGUGGCAGCCCUCGCCUGGGAACGCGAGCGCGCCACGGCCGACGCCCUCGCUCUCCGGGUCGCUGAGGCGGAGCGCUACCUCCGCAUCUCCUCCGGCCAGCCCGUCGACCCUGAGCACGGCGCCUCCUCCUCCUUCCUGGCCCCGCCCGCUAGAUCUGGAGCCCGGUACGACCCGACCAACCCCAUGGUCGCGCAGCUCCACCUCCAGGCAGCCGCCGUCCAGAACAUCAGGGCCCUGGUCUCCGUCCUCCUCGACCCCGCGUCCUCCUCAUACGGCCGCUGGCGGGACCAGGUCCUCCUCACCCUCCGCCGCUACGCCCUCGACGACCACGUCCUCGUCGACUCGCCAAUCGAGGCGCGGGAUGUGGUGUGGCUGCGCCUCGACAGCGUCGCCAUGUCCUGGAUCUUCGGGACCAUCUCCCUGGAUCUUCAGGACCUCGUCAGGACCCACGGCGGCACUGCGCGGCAGGCUUGGGUGGCGCUCGAGGGGCAGUUUCUCGGCAACGCCGAGUACCGCGCCCUCCAGCUCGACACCACUUUCCGCACCUUCGUCCAGGGGGACCUCUCCGUCGGUGAGUACUGCUGGCGGAUGAAGAGCAUGGCUGAUGCUCUUCACGACCUCGGGGAUCCGGUGUCCGAUCGGGUCUUGGUGCUCAAUGUCCUACGGGGCCUGAGUAGCACCUACGACCACCUGAAGAGCUGGAUCGCCCGCCAGAGGCCCUUUCCCACCUUCCUGCAGGUCUGGGACGACCUCGCCCUUGAGGAGAUCACCAGGGGUCUCGCGCCCGGAUCCUCCUCGCCCAACCCCGCCGCGCUCGUUGCUGCUCCUGCCACCUCCCUCCUUGGUGCUGCUCCCGCCAGGCAGACCGGAGGAGGUGGGGGCCGUGGACGUCGCCGGCGACGGGGUGGUGGUGGUGGCACUGGUGGCCCUGCUCCUGGGGGUACUGGUACCGGUGGGGGCCGUCGGGGCGCGCCGACCCCGGCUCCCGCUCCUGCCCCUGCCCCUGGAGGUACGCCCUGGCCAUCCUUCAGCAACCCAUGGUCAGGGCGCAUCUCGAUGUGGCCGUUCCAGGGUCCGGCGGGGGGGGGGGGGGGGGGCUUCGUCCUCAGCUCCAGCCGGCGGCCAUGUUCACUGGUGCUGCUCCACUCUUCGCGCCGUCCUGGACCCCGCCCGCUCAGCCCAGCCAGCAGCCGACCUGGCCUGGGGGGUGGGGCCAGGCCGCUCUGGCGCAGUCCUUUAGCACCAUGGGACUGACGCUGCCGGCCAGCACCGAGUUGAUCGCCGACUCGGGUGUCUCGUUCCACACCACUCUUGAUGCCGUGUGAAGGAUUCGGCUUCUCGGCGUCCACUCCUCCGAUGUGACAGCCCGGGGCCCCUUUACACCCUUCGACUUCCUGCUUCCGCUGCCUCGCCGUCGGCUUCUUUGUCUGCUGCUUUUGCCGUGACUCCUUCCACCACCUGGCACCGCCGGCUUGGUCACCCCGGCCGCGACGUUUUGGCUCAGCUCAGCUGAAGUACCGAUGCUCCUUGUACUAAGGCUCCUGCUGAGCACCUCUGUCAUGCGUGCCAGUUAGGUUGUCAUGUUAGACUUCCGUUUUUUUCUUCUUCUUCGCAUGCUGCGCAUGCUUUUGAUCUGAUUCACUGUGACCUAUGGACAUCUCCUGUACUCAGCCUGUCUGGUUAUAAAUAUUAUCUAGUCAUUGUUGAUGAUUUUUCUCAUUACUCUUGGACUUUUUCUUUGCGCGCCAAGUCUGAGACCUUCCCCACCCUCCUCCACUUCUUUGCCUGGGUAUCCACUCAGUUUGGCCUAACAGUUAAGGCCGUCCAGUGUGACAACAGGCGGGAGUUCGAUAACUCCACCUCCCGGUCCUUCUGUCUCGGGGUGUUCUGCUGCGUAUGUCAUGUCCAUAUACCUCUCCUCAGAACGGCAAGGCUGAGCGGAUGAUUCGCACGACGAACGACGUCGUGCGCACCCUUCUGAUCCAGGCCUCUCUGCCCCUGCGCUUCUGGGCUGAGAGCCUACACACCGCCACCUACCUGCUCAACCGUCUCCCGUCCACUGCUUCUCCUGCUCCCACUCCACACCACGCUCUCUUCGGUACCCCUCCUCGCUACGACCACCUUCGAGUCUUCGGGUGUGCGUGUUACCCUAACACCUCCGCCACCGCUUCUCACAAGCUGGCGCCCCGCUCGACUCGUUGUGUGUUCCUCGGGUACUCCCCUGACCAUAAGGGGUACCGAUGCCUUGACCUCACCUCUCGCCGC